AUGUCAUUGGCGAGUCCUCCGGUUGCGCCGUCUGGCUCAGUUCAUGCCCGGAUAGUUACACUGAACGUCCGGUAUGCGACCAAGUCUCCUGUUCCGGGCGAGGAGCCGUGGUCAGUUCGGGCCCCCAAGCUCUGCGCCCAAUUCGCAUUCAUUGCGUCGGGCCAUACCUCCGUGUUUCUCUGCCUCCAGGAAGUCCUGUAUUCGCAGCUCAUUGAUAUACAAUCCUACCUGGGUCCGUCCUGGAGCCACAUAGGACAGGGUCGGGACGAUGGAAGACUGGCUGGAGAGUUUUCCCCAAUAUUCUUUCGAGCCGACACUUGGGAUUGCGUGCGUAACCAGACGUUCUGGCUGUCUCCGACCACGGACGUUCCAUCUCGAGGGUGGGAUGCUGCCUUGAACAGGAUUGUUACCACAGGGUCGUUCCGCAACAAGGAAACCGGGACAGCUGUCGCGAUUAUGAGCACACACUUGGACCAUCAAGGACAGAUUGCGAGGGAGGAAAGCGCCCGUCUUCUGCUCACACUAGCCCGAGACUGGACUGAUAACAGAGGCGACGGCCGUUCCCGGGCGCCGCUGUUCCUUGGCGGCGACUUUAAUAGCACUCCGAGCGGCAAGGCCUACACGGCCCUGACCUUGCCGGGCUCGGGAAUGAGUGAUAUAUCGGAACUUGUGCCUCAGAGCUUAAAAUAUGGAAACCCAGAUAUCACCUACACAUCCUUUGGCGAAUCUUGGGAGAGACCGAGGAAGAUCGACUUCCUCUUCGUACAAGAACGACUGAACCUCAAGUUUGUGGCAUUUGGGAUCCUGUCUAACAAGUUCGAUGAUGGCGUUUACUUGUCAGACCAUAGGCCAGUGGUUGCAGACUUGGAGAUUCCCAUCAAAGACGACGACACCUUGCACUGA
Messenger RNA from Lasiosphaeria miniovina, 903 nucleotides. Its product is annotated as Endonuclease/exonuclease/phosphatase. Lineage: Eukaryota; Fungi; Ascomycota; Sordariomycetes; Sordariales; Lasiosphaeriaceae. The record is from RefSeq and is a predicted model, not a curated record. The coding region runs from base 1 to 903 and encodes 300 amino acids. The transcript has a single exon. Gene Ontology annotation, molecular function: 3'-5'-RNA exonuclease activity.